Drosophila obscura is the source of this 3157-nucleotide messenger RNA. RefSeq names its product putative ATP-dependent RNA helicase BoYb. Gene Ontology annotation, biological process: germ-line stem cell division; transposable element silencing. Lineage: Eukaryota; Metazoa; Arthropoda; Insecta; Diptera; Drosophilidae. The record is from RefSeq and is a predicted model, not a curated record. Gene Ontology annotation, molecular function: ATP binding; nucleic acid binding. The transcript is spliced from 4 exons. The coding region runs from base 110 to 3157 and encodes 1015 amino acids.
CCAUAUUCGAUUGACAGAGACCGAUUAUCACCGAUAUCCAUUUGCAGGUCUUUCUUGCAGCCCAGCCAACUUCACGCAGCUGUCUGUGCUUUUUGUUGUUGUUGCAAAAAUGAGUGAUUCAGAAGAAGCGAAAGAAAUCGCGGAAGUUCAGCGACAUCCCGACAGCGAUCAGCCCAACAAAAUGUCAGACAGCGAGAAUAACAAUUUGCUCAACCUGGAGGAUAUUAUCCAGCCGCUUAUAGGGGCGAACUGCUCUGAUUAUGCAGUGGCCCAUGCAACUGUGAAUGUGAUACCGUUUCGCACAUUUGCAGAGGUUUCACUGCUGCCGGAUAUUGUGCAGAGGAUGAGGAAAUUGGGCCUGAACCGUCUGCAGCGGCUGCAGAGCUAUGCCUGGCCGCACAUUCUCAAUGGACCGGGCCACGGUGUCCUCAUUGUGAGUGCCCCACGAAGCGGUCGCACGAUGGGAUAUGUGCCGCCCAUUUGUCACGUGGCCAGCACGGUCCUGGCCGCGAAUCGAUACAGGAGAGAAAUGGCAAUUGACUUAUUGGAUGUCUCGCAUGGAAUGGGACCCAUUGCCCUGAUUCUAGUGCCAGAUAUAACGCGAAUGGAGCAGGUUGCCGCCCUAUGCAGUGCACUCAUGCCCAGGGAUGAGACCGUCGAGGACAUGUGGACCAUUAUGGUGAAGAAGGUGUUGACCGUUCCAUCGGAGUGCACUCCCACGUUCAUGGGUGCGUGGAUCAGCGAAAUAGGCGUCUUGGUGGCCACCCCCGCCCGAUUUGUCAACGCGUGCAAGCAAGGAGAAGGUCUGCUAAAGCUUAAUCAGCUACAGGUAGUGGUCUUCGAUGAUGUGGACCUAAUGCAGAAAGAAGAACUGAAAUUGGCCCAGCAGUACAUUCCAAGCAUGGCGGCUAAACACAAUAGGCCAAUACGCAAGGCCAAUCCCCGUCCGCAGGUGGUGAUAGUUUGUCAACACUUCACUCCGUCCCUGAUUUCCGAGGUGCGCCGUUUCAAUCAACAUCCGUGCCUGAUAUUUGGCGAUCUACUGGAAGCUGCUCUCUAUGGCGGGAUGAGAUUGUUGGUCAAUAUGGUCGGGGCGGAGGGUAAGGUCGCUACGAUCGUGAAUCUACUUCUUCAGCGCCCGCCGGCGGUGUAUCGCACCAUAAUCUUCUGCGAUGACGAUUUGCAAAUGACCCUGCUGGUCGGAGCCUUAGAGGAUUUCGAGUACCAAUGUCUGGCCUACUACCAAACCAUGGAUCUGGAGCAACUUGAUAAGGUAAGCAGCUGGACGUGUGACAGCCGCGGCCUCAUAUUUGUCUGCACUGACGACUGUCCGGAGCUGAAAAUACGCAAUGCGCACACCAUUAUCCACUACAGCAUGAGCAGCUCGUGGAACAAGUUCAAGAAUCGCUUCAUGUUUCUGUCCAACAAUGUGCCCAAUGCCCUGGAACGUCCCAAGGUACCGGAACCGGCGCCAACGGCAACAGCAACCGCAACCGAUCCAAGGAUCCUGGAUUCGCUUGUCCUCUUGGAUGAGGCGAACGCCAGGCAGCUGCCCCGUCUGGUCGACUUAAUGCUGCUCCGCCAGAAAUUGGAUCCCAAUAUUGUGGCGAUGGCUGAUCGCAUCCGCAAGAAGGUAAACACAAUGAAAAACAUUGUUAAGCCGAUAUGCAGGGAGAUCUUGACUCACGGCGACUGCUGGGACACCAGGUGCGUGCAUCGUCAUUAUUUGCACGAAUCGGAUCGCCGUUUAUCGGCAGUACCCUGCUCGGGAGACAUCAAGGUCAAAGUGCUCCGCGUGUACUCCCCCGGACACUACUGUGUAAUCGCCUACGAGCAUUUGCCCCCGGAGGAGUCUGAGACGGUUUCUGGCUAUUCAUAUGAGCGUGUCCGGGUGCUCAGUGUGCCGCCCAUUGAGAAUGUGAAUCUGGCCCAGUCGGACCUCGUGGUGCUCGUGCAGGCCAUGGACUAUAGCACUCGCCGCUUCGAGACCAAAUGCAUGUCCCUUCAUGUCUGCCCCGAUGAGUACGUCAGUGAGCCGCCAUUGUGCAUGGAUCUGCGCCUCCUGGGAAUGGUUAAUCACAUGAGUGAUCGCAAUUGGGCUGGCGCAGACGCGAAGACGGUUCAAGACUGGCUGGACAAGGCGCCCAAGGACCACUUCGUUCAGGCCAAAGUCGCAGCCCAGAUCGAGAACAAGAUAAGCAAGCGGUGUGCCCGAACCAAAGAGAAGAUUUUAAAAUUCUUCGAGGAGCUCAUCAAGCUGGACGCACCGCCGAUCCCCCAAGAACCCCCAGAACAGGAACAGGAAACGAACACAUGUGACGAUGUGCGUUUGGCGGAAAAUGGGCCCAAAGAGCACAUCGCCGAGGACAAGUACAAGAGCUCACCCUCAAAGCAGGACACUCAUAAAUUGCCGGCCAGAUUCCAGCGUGUAGUGGACCAGAUGCUUAAGAUGAGCCUGGAGAACCGCCUAUGCCAAAAGCGCAGCCAGGAAGAAACGGAUUCCGAGAAAGCCAAGACCACUAACGUCGAGCUGGAACCUAAGCAGAGUCAGAGACCUGCCACGCCUGUUGACCAGGACCAGACUGCAGAAUCGGAAGCUUCCGUACUUAAAGAGGUCCCAAUGUCCGAUUUCUACGACUGCUUCAUGAAAUGCGCCGCGCUGGACCGCAUGGAGGAAAUGGAAACGGGCACUAGCAAGGCAGGUCCGAACGUUGGCUAUCAGAUUUUGACUGAAGCCCCAGUCCAGCGCUCCCGGGAGUCCAAGAAGGCAAAGCCCAAACAAGAAUUAAUCCAAGAAUCCAACGGCGAGAAACUGUCAGCCCGGACAGGAGUAACAGCAAGUAAUGCUGCCCGUAUUUUGCGGUCCGCAUCGCGUCCCGAUGUCAAAUACUUCCAGACCCUCCACGCCCUCCAUCUGCAGGUGACCAUGGUCGAUGAAAAAGUUUCCUACCGAACACGUGUGAUAAAAAGCAGCACGAUUUUCUUUAAGGCCAUCCCUACUGUCGGAUCAGGAUUGGGAUCCGCCACUUGCAACUCUAACUCUGGGGGCUACGAGUUCUCUGUGAACACACAUAUGAUCUUCAAAGUACUUUCAAACGAACUACGACAAGAUUGUGAUCGAGGAGAAGUGGCAUCAGCGAGAAAGAUUCAACUUUGA